This is a messenger RNA of Passer montanus (Eurasian tree sparrow), 675 nucleotides long. RefSeq lists its product as uncharacterized. The coding region runs from base 16 to 462 and encodes 148 amino acids. The transcript is spliced from 4 exons. Lineage: Eukaryota; Metazoa; Chordata; Aves; Passeriformes; Passeridae. The record is from RefSeq and is a predicted model, not a curated record. Gene Ontology annotation, biological process: innate immune response in mucosa; defense response to Gram-positive bacterium; defense response to Gram-negative bacterium. Gene Ontology annotation, molecular function: CCR6 chemokine receptor binding. Gene Ontology annotation, cellular component: extracellular region.
GUCAGUCACACCUCAAUGAUUUCUCUGUUCACUGGAGACUGUUUGGAUCAUCUUUUCCUGGUCCUCAAGAAGAAGGAAGAAGUGGAGCACUGUGUCCAAUCUCCCUUUCCCUGGUGCCAAGCAGUCUUCAAGGGGGCUGUUAUCACCCCAGAGCCUUUAUAUGCAGAGGCACUGCCUGUGCUCGGUCUCGGACAGCUUCUGUUCACACUGGUGUUGUCUCCAUCCCUGCCAAAGCUACCUUGCUGCCAGCUGCCAGUCAUGAGAAUCCUUUUCUUCCUCGUCGCUGUUCUCUUCUUCCUCUUCCAGGCUGCUCCAGCUUACAGCCAGGAAGCCGCUGACACCCUCGCCUGCCGGCAGAGCCGGGGCUCCUGCUCCUUCGUGCCCUGCUCUGCCCCUCUGGUUGACAUCGGGACCUGCCGCGGUGGGAAGCUAAAAUGCUGCAAAUGGACCCCCAGCUCCUAAAUCUGACACCUCACUGACCACUCAGACGAGAGCUCUGGACAUCUGAGACAUCUCCCAUCUCUUGACAUCGAUGGAUCCUGUCCUCGGUGCCCUGGGGAGCCUUUCCCUGGGGGUGGAGGCCCUCAGGAGCACAAGAACAUCUGAGGAGGAGUUCUUGUCCAAUAAAAAUAUUUGCAGUUUCAAUUCUAAUAAAAACAAGUUAUUGUGAAACCA